UCCCACACUCGCCAAAUUUCGAUCAGCAAUCUGUAUUACAAUAGAACCCUAACCAGUUGAUCCAACGGAUUUGGGCAUCAUUUUAACUUUCGUUUCCGGCAAUUCGGCCUGCGUAAUUGGCUGUUGCCGACCUCUCCUUGUAGAACUCGACUUCAAAUAAGUUUUUGUAUUGGGGAUUUCGCUUGUAAACUUUCUGAGUUUCGGAUCUUGUUUACUAGACACUCUGUAUUCCAGUGUCUAACGAAUUUGAGGGGAAACGCUGUUCCCUUUUCUGUGAUUUAUCAGUUUGAGAAUCGUCUUCGAGGAUUCCCAUUUCAGCUUCUUGUUUGAUUUUAUUUGAAGAUGUCGGGUCUUGGAUGGGAUGAUAUUGGCUUAGAUCUUGGCUUAGUUUCAAUGUAAGAUGAAAGCGGUAAUGAGUUCUUGGACACAUCUAUGGAUACUCUGCUGUUUCUCAUGGAGAUUGUGUGUGCUUAAUGGAACUUGAUUGGUGUACAAUUGAGGGGUUCAGUAGUUAUUUUUCUUAUUUUUUGUUGGCUCACUGGUUUGAUUUGGGGAGAGAGACAUGUUUUGGAGGGACCGUGAGAGGGAAAACAAGGAGCAAAAUGGCUGGCCCCCUUGCGGGCAGGUCCGGGUUCUAGUUGUUGGUGAUUCAGAUUUUAUCCAAGUUUAAGCGCCUGCCAUCCUCAGUUGUGUCGGCUUUGAUUUAGCAUGCAAGUAAAGUGGUUAGAGGGGGUGGGGAAGACUUCUCUGGUUCAUCUGAUAGUAAAAGGUUCGUCUGUUGCUCGGCCCUGUCAGACAAUUGGAUGUACAGUGGAAGUGAAGCAUACUACUCAUGGAAAUUCUGGUAGCUCUUCUAGUAGCAUUAAAGGUGAUGCGGAGCGAGAUUUUUUUGUAGAACUCUGGGAUGUGUCUGGACAUGAGCGUUACAAAGAUUGUAGACCUCUUUUCUAUUCACAAAUUAAUGGUGUUAUUUUUGUCCAUGACCUUUCUCAGCGAAGGACAAAGACAAGCUUGCAGAAGUGGGCCACCGAGAUUGCUGCAAAUGGGACAUUUUCAGCUCCUCUAGCUUCUGGAGGCCCUGGUGGUCUUCCUGUCCCAUAUAUUGUUAUUGGUAACAAAGCUGAUGUUGUUGCAAAGGAGGGUACUAGAGGAAGCAGUGGCAACCUUGUUGAUGUAGCUCGUCAAUGGGUUGAGAAGCAGGGCUUGCUUUCAUCAACCGAGGAACUUCCACUAAGUGAGAGCUUUCCUGGCAGUGGAGGCCUCAUAGCGGCUGCAAAAGAAGCAAGAUUUGACAAGGAAGCUAUGAUGAAAUUUUUUCGCAUGUUGAUCAGGCGAAGAUACUUUUCGGACGAGUUACCAGCACCAAGUCCAUGGUCUCUUUCUCCCAUUCAAGGAACUGUCCAUCGUCUAGAUGAGAAUUUAAGUGAUGAUGACCCGUUUUACAAGAAUACUACUAGUUUAGGUGGCGACCCUUACAAGUACAACAUGCUUCCACCCCUUCCAGCGCAACGCAAUCUUACACCGCCUCCCACACUUUAUCCUCAGCAGCCAGCUUCAAUGCCUGAGAAUUAUAGCUAUCCGAGAUAUUCCUUGAGCAGUGCCCAAGAAUUGAGCAGCACUGUGAGGUCAAAACGCACAAAUAUCAAUGUCUGAUGAUAUCCAUGUCAGCUUUUUUUUAGUGCUGAAAGAAUUCCCCUAGCCAAGAGAGAUGUAUUUGUCAUGUUGAUUCGAUUCCUUAUGUUAGCUUGUUAAUUGAUCACUUAAUUCUUUUACACUACAUAUGGGUGUUUUGCGUUACA
Molecule: messenger RNA, 1799 nt
Organism: Tripterygium wilfordii
Lineage: Eukaryota; Viridiplantae; Streptophyta; Magnoliopsida; Celastrales; Celastraceae
Product: small GTPase LIP1-like
Exons: 8
Coding region: 709-1653 (314 amino acids)
Biological process (GO): intracellular protein transport
Cellular component (GO): endomembrane system
Molecular function (GO): GTP binding; GTPase activity
Source: RefSeq, a predicted model, not a curated record